This is a messenger RNA of Diospyros lotus (date-plum), 4122 nucleotides long. RefSeq names its product probable histidine kinase 1. NCBI's taxonomy places the organism in Eukaryota, Viridiplantae, Streptophyta, Magnoliopsida, Ericales, Ebenaceae. The record is from RefSeq and is a predicted model, not a curated record. Bases 593 to 3652 code for a protein of 1019 amino acids. Gene Ontology annotation, molecular function: histidine phosphotransfer kinase activity; phosphorelay sensor kinase activity. The transcript is spliced from 13 exons. Gene Ontology annotation, biological process: protein autophosphorylation; phosphorelay signal transduction system.
UCGAUUAUAAUAAUAAUAUUCAAUCUGAGAGAGAGAGAGAGAGAGAGAGAGAGAGAGAUUGGGUGGGAAGGAAACAUCAAACAUAUGAUGGAUCUAUGAAUGGAUUUGUGCAAUUGCAAGAUAGCCAUAGGAAACCUGGAAGAACCAAACAAAGAGAGGAGAGUCGAAAGAAGAGUUUCAGACUCAGAGGCGCAAGCGCGCACACACAUAUUUAUAUAAACAAAAGCUUCUGAUGAAAACAACACGCAGAAGCAGCAUUACAGUAAUAUUUUUGACCCACAUGCCUCCUUAACCUUCUCCUUAUCUCCCCUCCCCUCCCUUUUCUUUCUCCUCACAUGCACUCCUCUCUCUCUCUCUCUCUCUCUCUCUCUGUUGAUACAUGUAUAGUUCCAAAAACUUGGUAGUUUUUUUUUUUGAUUGACCGACCACUUCCCCACGAGAUUCUUUCAGAUCUACAGUGGAAAAAGCAAGAGGCUUAGCCGCACCUAAUUCAUCCUCUUUGGAGCAGAGUAGUCUUGAAGAGUUCUGGGAUCACAAAGGCAAGCAAGCAUACUUUAAUGACAUUCUGGUAUCAACCUACAUUAUAACAUCAAUGGUUUGCGAAAUGGAAACUGAAAAUGUAGAAGAAAUGGACAUUGAAGUUGUCUCUUCAAUGUGGCCUGAAGAUAUGAAUGAAGCUGGGAAGCAAUUCAAUAUAGAAAGGCCUGGAGCAUAUCAUCAGGAUAUGUUGGAGGAGGUUACAAUCAUUGAGGAGCCUAAAAUCGUUGAUUUUAAGCGUCUGUUAGAGCUAACUAAUUACAGUGAAAAGGGGUCUUCUCAGUUGGCAUAUCUUGUGAAAAACUGGGAGUAUAAGCAGGCAAAUGCUGUACGACUUCUCAGAGAAGAGCUUGACAGCCUUACCAAACAAAGGCUGGAAUUUGAGCUCAAGCAGUUGGAGAUUUUGGAGCAACAUCGUUUUGAGGAAGAAAGCUAUGGUGGUGAUAAACGCCCAGUUUCUAUAUUGGAUGAUGUUUAUGACAUUUGGCCUAAGGUUCCUCGGAGGAGAAAUGAUAUGGCUGUUCAAAACAAAGGACUAGAGAUAGAUGCCGAGUAUGAUACUGUUGUAUACUGGAAGCAGCGGGCCAUGCAUUUAGAGAAAUUGUUGGAGGCUAGCAUCCAGCGGGAGCAGAUACUCAUGGAGAAAAUGCAGGAGAGCAUAAAAAAUUUAGAAAAGCAGUCCUCACCAGUGGAAGAACUCUCCCAGAUUUUGAAAAGAGCCGAUAAUUUCUUACAUUUUAUUCUUCAGACUGCACCAAUUGUCAUAGGCCAUCAGGAUAAAGAGUUGCGCUACCGAUUCAUCUAUAAUCAUUUCCCAAGUUUGCAAGAGGAGGACAUUAUAGGAAAAACGGAUGUGGAGAUAUUCAGUGGUGCUGGUGUUAAGGAAUCCCAAGACUUCAAAAGAGAAGUUCUGGAACGAGGAUUACCUGCAAAGAGGGAAAUUACUUUUGAGACAGAACUAUUUGGGUCAAAGACAUUUUUGAUUUAUGUUGAACCUGUCUUCAGUAAAGCUGGAGAAACCAUUGGUGUGAAUUACAUGGGAAUGGAUGUAACUGACCAGGUAAGAAAGAGGGAAAAGAUGGCAAAACUUCGAGAGGAAAUAGCUGUACAAAAAGCCAAGGAGACAGAACUGAACAAAACCAUUCAUAUAACAGAGGAAACAAUGCGAGCAAAACAAAUGCUGGCAACAAUGUCCCAUGAGAUUCGAUCUCCACUUUCAGGAGUUGUAAGCAUGGCUGAGAUUCUCGCCACCACAAACCUUGACAAGGAGCAACGGCAGCUAUUAAAAGUCAUGUUGUCUUCAGGGGAUUUGGUCCUUCAACUUAUAAAUGACAUCCUUGACCUUUCCAAAGUGGAGUCAGGAGUUAUGAAGUUGGAAGCUACAAAAUUCAGGCCGAGAGAAGUAGUAAGGCAUGUACUCCAGACUGCUGCAGCAUCAUUGCAGAAGAUACUGACCUUAGAAGGUUAUGUAGCAGAUGAUGUCCCUGUGGAGGUUAUUGGAGAUGUUCUAAGGAUCAGACAGAUUCUCACCAACUUGGUCAGCAAUGCUAUCAAGUUUACCCAUGAAGGGAAGGUUGGGAUAAAACUGUACAUGGUAGUAGAUCCAUCCUCAAAAAUGGGAGAAGGGUCUAGUCAGAAGAUCACUGAAGACAGGUCAACAGAUUCAGCAAAUGUACGGGAACAAGACAAACAGUUAUCAUCAUCUCAUGGCUCAUCUGAUAAAAAUGGUUUUCAUGGACGAAAACACGGGGAAGGUCCUUAUGAAAAUCAUAAACUUGAUAAUGAACCAAAAAUUCCAGUUAGAAAUGGAGCUUCCAUGGAUGGAGUUGAAGAGAACUGCCCAUAUCCGCGUGAAACAACAGUGUGGCUACGAUGUGAUGUUUAUGAUACUGGAAUUGGAAUACCUGAGAAUGCUUUGCCUACACUUUUUAAGAAAUACAUGCAAGUAGGUGCAGACACAGCACGGAAGUAUGGUGGGACUGGACUAGGCCUAGCAAUCUGCAAACAACUGGUUGAGCUAAUGGGAGGUCAUCUCACUGUCUCCAGCCGUGAGCACCAUGGAUCUACUUUUACAUUUGUACUACCAUACAAGGUUUCACCUACACUUGAAAAUUCAGAUGAUCCUGAUGAACUCUCAGAUCUGUCAGAUCAUGAUGCUCUAGCGAGUGCUAAUGAUGACGAUAUUAGUUCUGGCUUUUUCCAAUUCAAACCACGCACUUUGGGUUCUCUCUUCUCUUCUAGUGGUUCAAGCAGGGGUCAAAAUUUAUUGUCAACCAAUAUUGCUUUUAAUCAGAGGCUUAAUGGAUGGACAAAAGAUUCUUAUUCAUUUCCCUCUGGCAAUAUUGCGCCAAUGGAGAUGAUGAUGUUAGAUGAUUCCUGUUCACUUGUUAAUGGUAGCAAGAUUUUGUCUGAACACGAAUCCUCAAUGAAGCACACCCCGCACUCUACUAGAGAAGUAGCAGAUGGCAGUGAGAUACAGAGUCGUCAUAAAGAAAAUGGUCAAUUCCAUAAUCUGUCUACGAUCUCCACUCAUCGAUCAACAGAAAGCAAGGAAGUCGGGCAAAUAAAACAGCCAAUUGAUACCCAAGAAGCAACUGAGAUGCAAGAGAGAUCUAAUAGAAGCUCUCAAUGCACUUCGAGCAGUGGUUCAGACAUUUCCAUGUCAACAUUGAAGCCUAGGAUCCUUCUGGUAGAUGAUAACAAGAUUAAUGUGAUGGUGGCACAGUCAAUGAUGAAACGGCUGGGCCAUAGCAUAGACGUUGUGAAUAAUGGGGUUGAAGCCGUGCAUGCUGUUCAGCGCUGUAGUUACGAUCUCAUUCUCAUGGAUGUAUGCAUGCCAGUGAUGAAUGGCCUUGAAGCUACAAGACUGAUUCGUUCUUUUGAGGAAACGGGUAAUUGGGAUGCUGCAGUGAAAGCUGGAGUUGAACAAACUAUGCCUCAGAAUUUGCAUCAAGAAUAUGACUUGUCCAGAAAGAGGACCCCCAUAAUUUCUAUGACAGCAAAUGCAUUGUCAGAGAGCGCAGAUGAGUGUUAUGCAAAUGGUAUGGAUUCAUUUAUUUCAAAACCUGUUACUUUCCAGAAGUUGAAAGAAUGCCUUGAACGAUAUAUUAAAUGAUAUUCCCUGUAAAUGUUUCUGUAAAAAUUAGAAAUGUUGCUUAGGAAAGUUUUGUGAGGGAUUAAUGUAUCUUCCUAUGCUCAGCCAGAGCCUCUUAACUUGUGUAUAUCAGUAUCAUCUUUGAUGUAUUUCUUUCUUUCUUCCCAACGACUGCUUACGCAAUUCACAGUUAAAUUGUUCUCCAUGUAAGGAUGUGAGAGAGAAUACAUAGUUUCCCCAGGAGAUGCAGUUACAAGAGGUGGCCCUUGACUGUACAUUUACCUUAAACACAACUAUUGUUAGUGUUAAGAUUAGAAUCAGAUGAAACUUGAAUUAGGGUUUAUCUCUCUUUAAGAUUUUUUUUUUUGAGUUUAACUUUUGAUAGCAUUUAUAUUUUGCAUAGGCUUUAUCCUUUGUAUUAUUUUCCCUAUAAAUAACUCUGUACAAAAGCCGUGGAAAUCAUUCAAAGCAAUACAAAAUUCACUGUUUUG